GAUUAAACAAUAAUUAACGAUCAUCAUCAAUUUAGUCAAUUAUCUUUACGUGAAUAUCAUGUAGGUGGAUUAGAAACUGAAAACCAGUGAAUGAUUGUUAAGGUUAUUGGUCUGUGUAAGUAUUGGAUUAUGUGGAUUUGUGAUGUUUUUUAUUCUAUUUGCCUGUUAUCCAAUCUAUUAAAUUGUCUCCCCUUAAGGUUAAUCAUAAUGAUGAUCGUGAUGAUGAUGAAGAUAAAAUAUCUCGUGUGACAAUAUCCAUAUUCCUAUGACAACCAAUUGACUGGAUUAUCGGUUUAUUUUAAUUCUUUUCCAUCAUUUAUUAAUCUUCUUCACUAAUUUAUUCUAUUCUCUUUUCUCUUUUCCCUCCAUUUUUAUUUUCCUUUCUUUGUCCAAUCUAAUGUUUCUCUUUCCCCUUCAGUAGUUAACCUCUUUCUCUCUCUCUCUCUCUCUCUCUGUCCUAUUAAUCCCCCGAAAAAAAGGUAUCGACAAGAAUAUCUUCUGUUUUCGCCGGAUCAUCUUCUUAAUCACUUGUUAAUUGUUAUAUUUAAUUAACUUCUCUUCCAUCUUAUUGUGUCUUCUCCCGCUGAUUUCACUUAUCAUCUUUUAGCCGUUGGUUUAGAUUUUCUAUUCUCUUUUCGCCAUCUUGAUUAUUUCUUCCCCAUUUUCUAUUCUUCUUUUUUCCCCUUCUUCUUGUUUCUCAUCAAAACGACUAAUUGGUUACACAAGAUUGAGAAUUUUAAUUGAUUUUACAUCGAUCACAAUGGCUCUUUACUGUACAUUACCUCGUGGCGGUGGAUCUUAUUACCAUUCAUCGAUUCAUUCACCAUCAGAAUCAGGAUCAGGAUCAUCACCAUCAUCUUCCUCUUCAACAAUAACAAGUGAUUCAUCUUCCAUAUUAACAAGACAAGGAACAAUUGGAAGCAAUUAUAAUCAUUCAAUUAAUCCAAGAUAUCAACAUCUACAAUCAAUUAAAACAAUGUUUAACAAUAUUAAUUCAAUCCAACAACAACAACAACAGGGAACCUCAUCAUCAUCAUCUCACCAUAAUAAUGAAAAUUUAAACAGUGAGGAUAAGAAAAGUUUAAUUAAUACAAACAAUCAUUGUGUUAAUUAUCAAGAUUAUCAACAACAAUAUAAUCAAAAAAUUGGUGAUGUUUCAUCAAUACCAAGUUUGAAAAAUUACCAACCAAUUGAAUCACCAGUUACACCUGGAUUAUCAAGUCCUCAAGGUAACCAGUUUAAUCAAUUGGUGGGUUUGUCCAAUAGUUUAAAUAUUUAUAACAAUAAUAUUAAUGACAGUAGUUAUAAUGUAAAUACUAACACAGGUAACAACAGUACCAUGAACUCAAAUCAACAACAACAACAACGUCAAUCAUUACAAUUAACUUUACCCCGACCUCCACCAGAGCCCCCACAGCGGAUUUAUUAUGGAUUAAACAACUUUGAUGAUCUCAAACAAAUCCGUCGUAAUAGUAUAACCUCCCUAUUUGAUGAUCCACCAACACCCAAUUUUUAUGGUGAUGAAGAUUCAGCUUACGAUUCAACCAGUAAUGAAUCUCUGCGAUUAACAGUUAAAGAGUUAUCGAAACGAUCAAAUAGUAAAAAAUAUUUCACUCUACCAACCAAAUUGGGACGAAGAUUAAGAAAAUCAAGUUGCCCUGAAUUUAAUAAAGAUCAUCAUCAAAAUAAUAUCAACAACAACAAUCAAGGUAAUAAUAAUAAUACUGGAACUCUCAGUUCAACACCGAGUCCUGUAUCGGAUUGUUCACCAUCGCCUAAAUUGAUCUUUAACGGACCAACCUUUCCUCCUUCUGUAUCAUCAUCUAAACCAACUUUAUUAACCUCCUCCUCAAUAUCCUCAUCAUCUUCAUCACCAACAUCCUCAAUUUCCCCACCAUCAAUAGUAUCAUCAUCAUUAUCAUCUUCUCCUUCUUCCUCUUCAACAUCUGACGUCUCAGUGUCAUCAACAGUUUUACCACCAUCAUCAUCAUCAUCAUCAGCAUCUCUGGUAACCGAAAUGUCUUAUUCAUCUCCACAGCAACUACUUCAUAAUCAUCAUGUUGAAAAUUGUGUUAACAAUCAAAAUAAUUAUCAACCAUCAUCAUCAUCAACAUCAACACCAACAAGUGAAACAAUUAAUUCAUCAACACCAAUAAUACCAUCACCAAGUGCCAAUGAAAAUGUCUGCCACUGUUGUUAUCUACUUGGUUGUCAUACUAAUCAAAAUUCAACCAUAACUCAAUCAAAUACUGCCCAUUAUCAACAACAUGGCCGAGUUAAUCCUGGUGGAGUCGGAAUUAAUAAUACCAAUAAUAUUCCAUCAACAGGUCAACCGUCAACCUUGGAAACACUUUGGGAGGAACCAUCUUCCGGUCAUGAGUCCGUGCGGUUGACUGAGGAAGCAAUUUAUGCUGCGAUGAGAGAGCUGAACAUUUCAUUACCCUCAAAAGAUUCAGUGAAUGGUCAAGCAAAUAGAAAUGGUAAUUCGUCAAGUUGGUUACGAGCUAAUUUUCUGAAAGCUUUUCGACGAUCAUCAUCAUCCAAAAAUCGAUCAUCAAAACUAAUUUCAAACAAUUCUUCAAGUAAUAAUAACAAUAAUAGUAACAAUUCUGGUUCUAAUCAGGAUUAUCGAGAAAAAGAUUCAAUUGAUUCUAGAAGAGGAUCUUUAAUAAUGAGCCAAGAUAAUCAGAAUAAUUAUCCUUCCCACCUUCAUCAUCAUCAUCAUCAUCAACAGCAUGAUAACCAUCAUACUCAUCAACAAUCAUCAUCAUCAUGCUAUUCUGAUGAAAUCUCAAGUAAACGAACCUCAUCAGGUCCAUCAGUUGCUUCAUCUUUAGUAUCCUUGCCACUUUCCUGCUCCUCUUCAGUUCCUCCUACACCACCUUUAACACCUCUACCCUCUUACCAUUCAUACCAGCAUCAUAAUCAUCAACAGCAACAACAACAUCAACACCAAUCACAAUUACAAUUACAAAUUCAUGAUAAUCAGCAACAUUCAACUCUGACAACUUCUCAUAUUGGAACUGAAGAAGAUGUUAUAAAAGAGUUGAAUAGACAAUUGGCAGAAAAAGAUCAACUUCUCCAAGAAGUUUGCAUGGAAUCAAUUAAUCAUUUGAAUACAAUUGAAAGUCUGAAAGAAUUGGUAGCCCAAUUAAGACAAGAAAUUGAUUCGUUGAACAAUCAAAAUGAUCAACAAAAUGCCAAAUAUUCAACCAAUUCUAUGGAUAAAUUGCCAACAGAUUACAAUGAAUAUCGAUCAAAUCAAAUGCAAGUUAAUCAAUUAACUAACCGUAACUGUGCCUGAUUAAAGUUAAUUAAAUCAACGAACCUGAAUUGAAAGAUACGAAAUACAAUUAACAAUCAACCAAAGGAAAUGAUAAAAAAAACUUAUUUGUAUUUGAAUUUAAUACAAUUUUCUUUAAUGAAACAAUUUACUAAUUAUUAUUACGAUUGAUUAUUAUUAUUACAAUUUAUAUACAUUUUGUUUUCUCUUUUGAAUUUUAAUUUCAAUCUAUUUCUGUAAAUGAUUCUGCUUAUUAUUAUUAUAUUGUACUAUCAAUUAACUAAAUCAAAUCAGUCGUUUUGAUUACUGCAACGAAAAUGUGAAUUAUCAAUGUAAUUGUAAUGACAAUUAAUCUGAAAAAAACCUUUGGACAAAUGUUUUAAUUAAGGUUAACAUCGUAAUUGUUAUUUACCAUUGUGUAAAUAUUAAGAUUGACUAGAUGGAAAGACAAUUAAUUACCAAUGUAGUUGUAAACAUUUACAACUAAUUUAAAUCUAAAACGACCAAACAAUCAAUUAACCUACUAAUAUGAUGAUGUAAACAAUUAAAUGAUAAAUAUCAACACAAUAAACUAAUAAAAUUGUUGUUUAAUGAUCA
Molecule: messenger RNA, 3880 nt
Organism: Panonychus citri (citrus red mite)
Lineage: Eukaryota; Metazoa; Arthropoda; Arachnida; Trombidiformes; Tetranychidae
Exons: 5
Coding region: 761-3304 (847 amino acids)
Source: RefSeq, a predicted model, not a curated record